GUGAAAACGCUGUGUCUCUGAUUUUGCGUUCAAGUUACCCUUUGCAUUCCCAGGUAAAGCGUGGCUGUUAUUGCCACACUGGCGUUUGUGGCACUGGGUAAACUUUGCACUAAGUAGCGGCAAACUGAUAUAAAACAAGCCGGUCACAAACGUGGCGCUUAAUACAGAAGCCGCAAACUCUCAGACUUUUACAUUAAACCUUUUCUACUUUAUUACUGAUACUUCGCGCUUUUCCGCGCGCCACAAAUUGCCGAAGAUGUUGCGGAUUCUCUGUGCGGUAGCUUUUCUCUGCGGAGCCGUGUAUUCUCAGCUGACGAUGCCGGGUCUAACCGGACUAAAUUUUGGAGAAAAUUGUGCGACAGAAGAUCGGUUAGCGUUCUUCCAGUGCUCCGCGGAAAUUCAGAUGCAAAAUAUGACCAAGGCUCAAGUAUUCCAACAGACCGUCCAAAUCUUUCAGACCGGCAUGUUCACUGAAGAGCAGGCGAAGGAGAUUGCCGAUGCUUUUUGCAGCCUUGCAAACGCUUCGAGCGCAUGCUUGCGUGCAGCUCGCUGUGGCUCAGGUCCGGUGAUAAUACCGCCUUCCCAACUGGAUGAAAAUGUGCUGCAGAUGUGUUCUUCUCCCAAUCGCUACAAGCACUUUACAGAGAUUGCGCGUUGCAAUAAACGACUUUUCAUUGACUUCGCCUUCGUGAGUGAUCCUCAGCUGGCAAACAUUCAUGUCAUAAUGUCCAACAUUACGAUGACUUCUACGAGUAACGACACGCCAAGCUUGCUUCCUCAACGCUUCCUCACCAUCAUAUGCCGAUUGUUCAACCGCUUAAGAGAGUUAGUUCCUUCGGAGAGGGUUACUGCUACUUGCGGUGCCGAUGCCCAGACGGCUUUCACCGAAUUAACUGGCCACAUUCGCAAGACGUUUCAGUGCCAGAGUCGAUAGCGGAUAAAACUACUAAGAUAUGAAAUAAUUAUGCAAGCGCAAGCAGGCCGAAUUACAGCUGUUCUUUAAAUGUCAAACUUAAAAAUGCGCUUUUUGCGCCUUCAUGCGAAGUGCUGACGAUCUGCUUCAUUUUAUUUCUAUCAAUCUAUAGCUCGCGUGAAGGUCACAGUAUCCACUAAAUCAACUUUAUUUUUUGCGUGUUGUUUCAUGCAAGACAGAAUGAAUUCGCGUUGACCAAGCAAA
This is a messenger RNA of Paramacrobiotus metropolitanus, 1177 nucleotides long. RefSeq lists its product as uncharacterized. The coding region runs from base 257 to 934 and encodes 225 amino acids. The transcript has 3 exons. Lineage: Eukaryota; Metazoa; Tardigrada; Eutardigrada; Parachela; Macrobiotidae. The record is from RefSeq and is a predicted model, not a curated record.